AUGCAAAGUUACAAGUGCUUCAGGAAAAAUGCACGCCUACCACAACAAUUUUCUUGUCAACAUGUUUCAACUUUAAACAAAAAAAAACGCCUCAUCAGUUGCGAAGAGGAGAAAAGAACCCGCAAAAUAGCAGAGCACCUUUACGCUACGUUCGUAGCUAGCAAUCACACUAAUCACAACUGUAAAAAAAACGCACAAAAUGAACCGAAUACGAGCUCCUUAGAAAGAAUCAUCUCCUCCUAUUUGUUACGUAAAAUAAAAAAAAUAAAAAAAGCGCACAACUCGACGGGUUCUGAAGUAGCUAAGGAGAGUACUCCCUUGGUCCGUGGGCUACCUGCAAGUGGAAGCAACACUGCUGCCGCACCGCAUUGUCUCCACCGUAGGUUUUACCACCCUCAGAGGUAUCUCCCAAAAAAUGGGUCAACCUUUAAGCGCAUGCAGCACCAUUUUAGCCACACACAUAGCAACCGAAGGGGAGGAAUUCCCCAGAAUAGUAGCCCCCCCCAUGCAGCCAACCGGAACACAACAGAUGGUAAAAAUGAAGAGCAUCGUGGGGAAGUUGUUCACCCCAGGAAAUACGCCAGCUGCAAUGGUGUGGUGCAUCCGGCGUAUUACCCCCUCCAAAGGGGGAUUACAAACAAGUGUCUACACCAAUAUGUUCCCCUGAAAUGGUUUGGAACGAACGUGGGGAAGGGGAAACAAGGGGAACAACCCUCUUCCGGGGAUAAAGCCGAGAAGGAGGGGAUCGAAUCUGAAUGGGGCACCUACAGGAACGAUCACACUACCAGUACCAGUUCCACCCGGGAACACCCAGACGCACCCCAGGAAGAAUACGAAAAGCUAAAAGUAAAAGAACUGGAGAAUAUAUUGAACAACCUCGAAAAAAUAAACGAAAACAAAAACAGCAAAAUAAAUAUCAACAUAAAAAUCUUAGUGUACGUUUUUAAAAAUUUUAUAUACAAAAAUAAAGAGUUGAAAAUGAAGAUUUUUUUUUCCUUCAUUUUUUUGCUAUGUUCCAAAAUAUCCAUUAUCUAUACGCCAAUUCUGUUAUCCUCCUUUAUUGAGAAUGUAAAUUUGGAAAAGAGUCUAAGUCCCCCCAUGGAUGGAUCGCUAUUAUCGAACAAUUCAAGUGUAAUGAUUCUUCUGGCCUAUGUCCUUUCACGUGUCCUAUCUUCAAGCUUAAACGAAUUGAGAAACAGCGUCUUCAACACGAUAAGUCAGAGAAUUUCUACCUAUGUGAGUAAAUUAUUUUUUUAUAAAAUUCACAACUUAAACCUGAGUUAUAUACUUUCCAAAAAGAAUGGAGAGCUGUCCUUCAUUUUUAAUAGGGGCUGUAAAAGCAUCACCAACCUGCUCAACGUGUUGGUAUUUCAAAUUAUUCCCAUAAUUAUCGAAUUUCUUUUAUAUCUCUACAUAUUAACGUACAAAAUACACUACAGCGUUUCCCUCGUUACCUGUUUUAAUAUGCUUCUUUACGUCGUCUUCACAACCCUAGUGACGAAAAGAAGAACCAUUAUUAGGAAAUUUAUGAACAAGUCAGAACAAAACACGUUUAAUAUUUUUUUAGAUUCAAUCCAAAAUGUCGAACAAGUAAAAUAUUACACAAACGAAAUGCACGAAUUAAAAAAAUUUAUAAAAGAACAAAAGAAAUAUGAAAGGGAAGCCAUCAAUGUGCAGAAAUCUUUAUCCCUCCUAAAUUUUGGGCAGCAAAUUAUCCUAAAUUUUAACCUUUUCCUGUGCCUUUACUUAACCUAUAUAAACAUCGCUAAUGAUGUUUUCCCCUUCAGUUACCUCAUCCUCGUGAACACACUUCUGUUUCAGCUAGCUAUGCCCCUGAACAUGUUUGGUACCAUCUACCGAGAAACAAAACUAAGCCUUGUCGACAUAGAAUGCAUGAUCAAAAUUCUUGUCAAAAAAAUUCAGUCGCCAGAUUAUUCCAGCAAAUUAGAAAUACAAACGGGAAACAUCAAAUUUGAAAACGUCUCGUUUAAGUACCCCCCCAUGGAGGAAAAUAAAGACGCGGAGCUUCGAACAAGUGGGGGAACCAACCAGGAUGAUAAACCUCCAAAAAGCAUAUCCAAAUUAUCUCGACUAUUUAAAACCGUGAGAGAUAAGUUUUUCUUCCCAAAAAAUUGGCUCAACCCAGGGAAGCAGGAACAGCCAAUUCCCCCCAUGAGCGACGAAAUAAAGAACAACCUAAAAAACGCACUUAGGGAGAACGUCCAAACGGGACCCCUCACCUCGACGAGUGAAUCUAAAAGCAACACCAAUCAAAAAGAAAAUAACUACAUCUUCCAAAAUUUCACCUGUAACAUUGAUGACGGAGAAAAGGUAGCCAUCAUAGGGAAAAGCGGACUGGGAAAAAGCACCCUCAUAAAAUUGCUACUCAAAUUUUACGAUAUAAACAGUGGAAAUAUAUACAUUGAUAAUAAGAAUAUCGAAAACAUUAAUCUGUAUACAUUGCGAAAAAACAUAAGUGUAGUUCCGCAAGACACCAUCCUUUUCAACAACACCAUUUCCUACAACAUAAAGUAUGGCAACUUUCAAUGCACAGAUAAACAAAUGAUUGAUGCUUGUGUACAGUCCGAAUUGCAUGAAAAAAUUCUACAAAUGGAUAAUCAGUAUGAUACUCUUGUUGGGGAAAGAGGUACCAAAUUAUCCAUUGGAGAGAAACAAAGAAUUUGCAUAGCUAGAUGCUUUUUAAAAAAUUCAAAAAUUAUCGUCCUUGAUGAACAUGCAAGCAAUUUGGACAAUGAAAAUAAAAAAUCCAUAGAAAAAGCGCUACAUAAAUUAUGCCUCGGAAAAACCACCUUUAUUAUUACACACGUGAUGGAAAAUCUGAGCACCAUGGAUAAAAUUAUUUUCUUCAGUGGGAAUAAUAUCCUCGUUGGAAAUCACAACGAGUUGAUGACUGCAAAUCCUUCCUACCGGGAGUUCUUUAACUCAAAGAAUAAUCAGCCGCUGUGA
This is a messenger RNA of Plasmodium coatneyi, 2967 nucleotides long. RefSeq lists its product as uncharacterized. Gene Ontology annotation, biological process: transmembrane transport. The transcript has a single exon. NCBI's taxonomy places the organism in Eukaryota, Apicomplexa, Aconoidasida, Haemosporida, Plasmodiidae. Bases 1 to 2967 code for a protein of 988 amino acids. Gene Ontology annotation, molecular function: ATP hydrolysis activity; ATP binding; ABC-type transporter activity. Gene Ontology annotation, cellular component: membrane. The record is from RefSeq and is a predicted model, not a curated record.